This is a messenger RNA of Pseudonaja textilis, 396 nucleotides long. NCBI's taxonomy places the organism in Eukaryota, Metazoa, Chordata, Lepidosauria, Squamata, Elapidae. The record is from RefSeq and is a predicted model, not a curated record.
GGACGAGCACACCGCUGACCCGUAUCACACGGGCUACGAGAUGCCUUACAGCGGGGUCUCCACCGGCCCGUCCUAUGGGCCCCCCCAGCCUUGGGCCCACCCGGAAAUGCACGUGACGCAGCACCACAUCCUUCCCAUCCAAGCCAGGUUGGGCAACAUCGCCGAAGUGGACCUCGGCAUCGCUCCGCCCGUCAUGAAGAAUUUCAAAGAGUUCCUCCUCUCCUUGGAGGACUCGGUGGACGAGACGGAAGCCGUCAAGCGCUACAACGACUACAAGCUGGACUUCCGCCGCCAGCAGAUGCAGAACUUCUUCCUGGCCCACAAGGAGGAAGAGUGGUAGGUCUCCCCUAGGUUUGGGACGCCCACCCUGGAGCGCGGGGGGCGGGGGAGGCACCG